This is a messenger RNA of Ipomoea nil (Japanese morning glory), 3664 nucleotides long. RefSeq names its product calcium-transporting ATPase 9, plasma membrane-type-like. Gene Ontology annotation, molecular function: P-type calcium transporter activity; calmodulin binding; ATP hydrolysis activity. Gene Ontology annotation, biological process: calcium ion transmembrane transport. The transcript has 33 exons. NCBI's taxonomy places the organism in Eukaryota, Viridiplantae, Streptophyta, Magnoliopsida, Solanales, Convolvulaceae. The record is from RefSeq and is a predicted model, not a curated record. Bases 109 to 3438 code for a protein of 1109 amino acids. Gene Ontology annotation, cellular component: intracellular membrane-bounded organelle; membrane.
GAGAUUUGCUUUGUAUGAGCGUGUUAUUCCGGCAGUGGUGAUCAAUCUCCGUUUAUUUCAUUUCCUUUCUGGUUCAGUGGUGCGUAGCGGUGUUGUGGCGGCUCCAUAAUGACAUCCGAUGAUAAAGGAGGCGUAGAGGAUAACGAGAUGACGUCCAAGUUGAACUUUCAAGCUGUAUCGUCGUCGUCAACGGUAUCAGAUGCAAUGCCUUCACAUGAAGGCGACUUGGAGGCGGGCAAGCCUGAUGUUGCCAACGCAAACCAGAGCGGAGGCGCUGCUGAUGGCUUCUCUGAUCCUUUUGAUAUUGCCAACACCAAAAAAGCGUCCGUCCAGGCGCUCAAACGGUGGAGGCAAGCUGCACUUGUUCUCAACGCUUCACGUCGAUUUCGCUAUACUCUGGACUUGAAAAAGGCAGAACAGAAAGAUCAGAGAAGAAGAAUGAUUAGAGCACAUGCCCAAGUCGUAAGGGCCGCAUUGCUUUUCAAACUGGCUGGGCAAAGGGCAAUUGUGUUGGGGGCCUCAGUUACUCCUCCAGUUCUGAGUGGUGAUUACGGAAUCAGUCUUGAGCAAUUAGUUUCAAUUACAAGGAAUCAAGAUUCUUCUGCCCUGCAACAAAAUGGAGGGGCCAAAGGCUUAUCAGGAAAGUUAAAAACAAAUCUGAAUACAGGAAUCAUUGGGGAUGAGGAUGAAUUGUCAAAGCGUAGGAAUACUUUUGGAUCAAACACAUAUCCUACCAAAAAGGGCCGCAGUUUUUUGAGGUUCCUUUGGGAGGCUUGGCAAGAUUUGACCCUCAUCAUCUUAAUAAUAGCUGCCGUGGCAUCUCUGGGACUUGGAAUAAAAACAGAAGGUCUUUCAACAGGGUGGUAUGAUGGUGGUAGCAUCUUCUUUGCUGUUUUUCUUGUUAUUUUUGUAACAGCAACAAGUGACUACCGGCAGUCUCUUCAAUUUCAAAACUUAAACGAGGAAAAGCGAAAUAUUCAAGUGGAGGUUAUUAGAGGUGGCAGGCCAGAAAAGAUGUCAAUAUAUGAAAUAGUUGUUGGUGAUAUUAUACCUCUCAAGAUAGGUGAUCAGGUUCCGGCUGAUGGAAUCUUAAUAAGUGGUCAUUCUUUGGCCAUUGAUGAAUCCAGCAUGACCGGUGAAAGCAAGAUUAUGCAAAAAGAUUCAAAGUCACCUUUCUUGAUGGCUGGUUGCAAGGUAGCUGAUGGUGCUGGAACAAUGCUGGUAACUGGUGUUGGAAUUAAUACUGAAUGGGGAUUGCUGAUGGCAAGUAUAUCAGAGGAUACUGGUGAAGAGACCCCAUUGCAGGUGCGGUUGAAUGGUGUUGCAACUUUUAUUGGCAUAGUGGGCCUUGUGGUGGCACUCACUGUGCUAAUUGUUCUUUUGGUUAGAUUUUUCACCGGGACUACUAAAAAUCCUGAUGGAAGUGCUGAGUAUGUUAGGGGAAAGACUAGUGUUACUGAAACAAUUAAUGGUGUGAUACACAUCAUAACUGCUGCAGUUACCAUUGUAGUUGUUGCAGUCCCAGAAGGUCUUCCCUUGGCUGUUACUUUGACCUUAGCAUAUUCGAUGAAGAAAAUGAUGGCUGACAAGGCCUUGGUGCGCAGACUUUCAGCUUGUGAAACUAUGGGUUCUGCUACAACUAUCUGUAGCGAUAAAACUGGCACAUUAACCCUGAAUCAGAUGACAGUAGUUAAUGCCUAUGUUGGGAAAAAGAUGAUAGAUCCACCCGAAGAUGGCUCCCAAGUACACCCAGUUGUUUGUCCUUUACUAGAUGAGAGCUUAGUGCUGAACACAGCGGGCAGUGUUUUUACUUCUAAGGAUGGCAGUGGAAUAGGGGUUUCUGGAUCUCCUACGGAAAAGGCCAUUCUGACUUGGGGUGUUAAGUUGGGGAUGAAGUUCGAUGUUGUUAGAUCAGAUUCUGUAGUCCUUCAAAUUUCUCCUUUUAACUCUACAAAAAAACGAGGAGGUGUUGCAGUGAGAGGACAGCAGAGUAACUCUCAGGUCCAUGCACAUUGGAAGGGAGCAGCAGAAAUCAUUUUAGCAUCAUGUACAGCGUACUAUGACUCAAAUGGCUGCUUGCAGCCCAUUGAGAAUGAGAAGGAUUUUUUCAAGGGAGCUAUUGAAGAUAUGGCGGCAAGAAGUUUGAGGUGUGUUGCAAUUGCCUACAGAAGUUGCGAUACUGACAAAGUUCCAACUGAUGAAGAGCAGCUGUCAGAAUGGCAAAUGCCUGAAGAUGAUCUUAUUUUGCUUGCCAUUGUUGGCAUAAAGGAUCCUUGUCGCCCUGGUGUCAAAGAUGCAGUGAGACUCUGCACUAAUGCUGGUGUUAAGGUGCGCAUGGUUACUGGAGAUAAUAUUCAAACUGCUAAAGCAAUAGCUUUGGAAUGUGGAAUUUUAUCUUCCGAUGCAGAUAUUACAGGGGAUGAUAUAAUUGAUGGGAAGACAUUCCGUGAGUUGCCUGAAAAGGAGAGAGAAGAAGUUGCUAAAAGGAUUUCGGUUAUGGGAAGGUCAUCCCCUAGCGACAAGCUCUUACUUGUGCAAACACUACGUAAACAAGGAGAUGUUGUUGCUGUAACGGGAGAUGGGACCAAUGAUGCCCCUGCACUACAUGAGGCUGAUAUAGGUCUUGCAAUGGGCAUUCAAGGGACAGAAGUUGCAAAAGAGAGUUCAGACAUCAUUAUUCUUGAUGAUAAUUUUGCUUCAGUAGUAAAGGUUGUACGUUGGGGCCGUUCUGUUUAUGCAAAUAUUCAGAAAUUUAUCCAGUUCCAGCUGACAGUAAACGUUGCAGCUCUUGUUAUUAAUGUUGUAGCAGCAAUUUCUUCUGGUGACGUUCCUUUGAAUACAGUCCAGCUUCUAUGGGUGAACCUUAUCAUGGAUACUCUAGGAGCAUUGGCACUGGCUACAGAACCUCCAACUGACCAUCUGAUGCAUAGACCUCCUGUUGGUCGAAGAGAGCCUCUUGUAACCAAUAUCAUGUGGAGGAACCUGACUGUUCAGGCUGUGUAUCAAGUUGCUGUUCUCCUUGUUCUCAACUUUUGUGGGAAGAGCAUUCUCAACUUAGAGCAGGAUAAAACAGAACAUGCUAAUAUGGUGAAGAAUACCUUGGUGUUCAAUGCUUUUGUUCUGUGCCAAAUAUUUAAUGAGUUCAAUGCUCGAAAGCCUGAUCAAAUGGAUGUCUUUGAAGGGGUGAUGAAAAACCAUCUCUUUGUUGGGAUUGUGGCAACUACUUUCAUACUCCAGAUUGUUAUUAUUGAAUUCCUGGGAAAGUUCACUUCAACCGUCAGACUCGAUUUCAAACAAUGGUUGAUUUCACUCGGAGUUGGUAUUGUCAGCUGGCCUCUUGCCAUCCUGGGGAAAUUGAUCCCAGUUCCCAAGACCCCACUGGCAAAUGCCUUCCUCAAACCUUAUCGGCGAUGCAUUUCAUCUCGUGGUGCUCAAUAAAUGGCGUCAAUUAUAAUGUUGCUGUCCAAGCCCAACACGCAUAUUUUCUUUAAUAUGUGGUCGUGAUGCUCCUUUAGCUAAUUUACGUUUUUAUUUGUUUUCGAAAAUCAAAUAAUAAACAAAAUUUGCAUCGUUAAGUUCAUACCUUAGAAUGGCAUUGCUAAGCAACGUUUCUGUUUUUGCAAAGAAAUGUAAAUGGAAUGUUAUCGCUUUUUAAUGGGUAAAA